Phlebotomus argentipes is the source of this 1551-nucleotide messenger RNA. RefSeq names its product dynein regulatory complex subunit 2. The transcript has 4 exons. Lineage: Eukaryota; Metazoa; Arthropoda; Insecta; Diptera; Psychodidae. The coding region runs from base 1 to 1551 and encodes 516 amino acids. The record is from RefSeq and is a predicted model, not a curated record. Gene Ontology annotation, cellular component: axoneme; axonemal dynein complex. Gene Ontology annotation, biological process: regulation of cilium movement; axonemal dynein complex assembly; cilium-dependent cell motility.
AUGGGGAAGAAGAAGAAGGGAGGCAACAAAUUGGCGCGAAUGUCGGAGGAGGAGCGCGCUCGCUACCUCCAGCACAGGGCGGACAUGGAGGAGGAGGCUAGGCGACGCAAGGAGACCCUCAUAGCGCUGUACAUGAAGAAUAAGCUAAAGCGCGAGGACGCCUUCACGAGGCUGAAUAUGGCGAAGAUCAACCAGGAGUGGCGCAGCAUCCUGCGUCAGCUCAAGUGCGAGGAGCUGAAGGAGGAGAUAAAGUGUGUAGAGGUCUUCUGUGGGGAUUCAAUUGAGCACAAGAAUCAAGUCAUUAGACGCCUCUUGUGCGAUUUGGACGAGUCUGAGGAGCUGUACGCGACCAUGUUGCAUGCUCACGUGGAGAACAUCGAGAGGAUAAUCACGCUGCACUCGGAGCGUCUCAAGUUCUGGCACGAGUGGUACGUGACGGAGAAGCAAUCGAUGCUAGGCCGCUUCCAUGGGCAAAUGACACGCUACCGCGUGCGCAAGGAUGCUGCCCAGGAGGACCUCGAGUGCAUCUGCUUCGCCCUCGAGACAGAGAUUGGCGCGGACGAGCAGAGCGCCGCAGAGGAGCACACAAAGCGCACCGACGAUCUCAGGAACACCAUGACAAUCCGCCUCGAGGAGGUGACAAAGGACUGCGAGCAGGCAAUGGAGACACUCUGGUCAGACUUCCAGCAAGUGCUCAACAAUUAUCUCUCCUACACUCAAGACUUCCACGAUGAGUAUCUCGACCUGAAGCGGCGCGACGAGGAGGACACAAAGCUCAUCCAGGCGCACUACUUUGAGGUGGCGAGGAACACCGAGAUCAUCGCUGAGCUGCGCUUCCAGCUCGCGGCCGCUCGCGAGGAGAGGGACUUCACGGUGUCGCAGCUGGAGAGGUUCAGAGGCAAGUUGCAGCAGCGCUAUGAGAACUCCAAGGGAGCUCUCGUGAUGGGCGCCAAGGAGGACAAGGAGAGAAUCCGCCGGCUCGUGGUCAGCAGCUCAAGUGCCAUCAGGAAGCUGGAGGGCAGCGUGAAGAAGGGCAAUGUCCUGCUUCAGCUUGUGGGGAUUUGCAGCAAAUUGGAAACGGAAAGGGAAAAAGUAGUUCCGUUCAACAAUGAACCGGUGAAGAAGUGGCCAGAAAGCAAGGAAGCUCCCGAGGACGAUUUUAAAAAUGCAACUUUCAAGCUGUUCUCGAGGAUGGAGAACUUCUGGAUCCGCUUCAAUCGCGCCCGCCUGGACUGUGCUUAUCUGCAGGAGGAGAGAGUCACGCUCCAGCAGAGCAAUCGCGCUCUGAGACACCAAUUGCGGGAAUACCUCGUGGCGGUGACGAUGAAGUCGACACGCUGCGGCGACGCCCACCUCCUGGAGCGACGGCCGCGGAGCAUGAAGGUGGAGAAGGUGGUGCACAUCGAGCUGCCCAGGCGGAAGGUGCAUCCCAAGCUGCGGCGCCCCGUGACGUGCAUCGAGGGCAACCUGAGCGUGGCCGUUCGUAGCCAGCAAUUGGCACAGAGCAAAUUUCGAGCAGCGCAGAUAUUUCCCAUGGUGAAUGGCUCAUGA